Messenger RNA from Pistacia vera, 1010 nucleotides. RefSeq lists its product as uncharacterized. The record is from RefSeq and is a predicted model, not a curated record. NCBI's taxonomy places the organism in Eukaryota, Viridiplantae, Streptophyta, Magnoliopsida, Sapindales, Anacardiaceae. The transcript is spliced from 4 exons. Bases 43 to 543 code for a protein of 166 amino acids.
UAACACUAUUAUGUUAUAAGCUCGACAUUAGAAUUGGUGUUGAUGGAGCCAUUCCUUCUCCAUUGUCCCCAUUAUUGUACACCCAACAAGGUCUUAUCAACUUGUCAUAAGUAUGACGUCUUUAACAAAUAUCCAACUCACGACUGCCACCUGAAAAAUCCCGGGAGGAAGCCAUUCUUGUUGAGUAUAAGUGGUGAUAGCAGGAGAUUGUUAUCAAGAACAGCAGUUUCAACAGCAGGAGGAGGAGGAGGAGUUCCACUUCCACCGCUAGAUUUGACUGAAGAUAACGUUAGACAAGUCAUAGCCGAAGCUCGCGUUGAGCUGGCACAGCUCUUUGACACUUCUGUGGGCAUUACAGGAGUUGUUGAACUAGCUGAAUUGGAUGGACCAUUUGUGAAGAUUAGUCUCAGGGGUCGGUUUUGGCACAAACGUUCCACUGUUGUUGCCAGACUUGGCAAUUAUUUGAAGCUGAGGAUCCCUGAAAUCUUGGAGGUGGAUAUUGAAGAUGAGAAACAAUUGGAUGACAGUCCAGAAAACUUUUGAGCAUUCAAUGCUGUUUUCUUCAAAUGUUAACACUUCCAUUUGCAUUUAGUCCUCUCAGGAAAUUCAGCUUUUACAUUUGAUAGCAAUGUCAACAAGAGUUCAUUCCUGAAGCCUGAAGGUGCAUCAACAAGGCCUUUUAAGAACUUAGAACGAAAGUGUACAGUUGUCUUGGACUGGCCAGUUUUGUUCUGGCGAUGCUGACGUUUUUCCAGGAAUGUUUCUAGUUUUGCAACCAGUUGAUUAAGAAAAAUGACUCUUCGACGCUACCCAGUAUGAAAACCAUAUCAAUCUAUAACUUUUUGCAUGAACAUACUAAAUACAAAACAAGUAAAAUACAUUUAAUUACAAACACUACUAACUGAGCCUCUUGCCAAUGCUGAAGGGGAUUUUGUUUCCAUUUUUUCCUCUAGUUUCGGUUGAUAAGUUAAACACUUGAAAUAAUCAUCAGAACCAUUCCAGAAUUACAU